CUUUGUUCUCCUCAUUGAUCUCUCCUCUUUGGCCCAGAAUGGUACUCAAUAAGUGAUUGUGAUUGUGAUUGUGGUUGCAAUUUUCCAUUUGAUUCUCGGUCUCUGAAUUUCGCUGGAUCGAUUAUAUCGGAGAUCAAGCCUCGAUUGUCCUUCAGUCAGUCCAUUGUCAUUAUCGAACUACCUCAGCUCAUAGCUAGCUAUUAUCUUCGACAGCCUUGCAUAUUGUAUACGCAGUACAUGCUUUCUUCUGGUUUAUGACUACCUCCUAACUGGUGCAAGAUGGCUACUCAGGCUGUGGUACCGUUUCUGGUCACGAUGAUGCUCGUGACCGGGGUCUGCAAUACAAUCCUUAAUAAGUAUCAGGAUAUGCAAUGUGUACGGAACUGCGACUCUCCAGACCCUAAAUAUCGGCAAACUUUCGAGCAGCCGGUCGUCCAGACUGUUCAGAUGUUUAUUGGAGAAAUGGGCUGUUGGCUCGUGAUAUUCGCCUCAUAUGUUUAUCAAUCGUUUAUAUAUCCGCGUCUGUCUCCCAAUUCUUCUCCUCUCCUUGCGGGCGGGUAUAAUCCCGUCCACCCCGAUGACAUAGGUGAUGAGGAGGACCAUACGAUUGACGGUCCUGAUACAUCUGACCGUACUCCCAAGCGCACCGAUGCUGAAGGUCGGCCGUACCUCAGUGGACGUCGGAUCCUCCUUCUCGCUGCGCCGGCGUGCUGCGAUAUCGCAGGUACGACUCUGAUGAACGUGGGUCUACUCUUCGUUGCGGCCAGCAUCUACCAAAUGACGCGUGGAGCAUUGGUCCUUUUUGUCGGGCUUUUCAGCGUUCUGUUUCUCCGUCGGAAGUUGUUCCUAUACCAGUGGGUUGCGCUGUUCGUGGUGGUUCUUGGUGUCGCCUUGGUAGGACUUGCCGGUGCACUCUUCGGCCAGGACCAAGGCCAUGAUGUCUCACGGGAUGAUACGCUUGCAAUUGCCACUCGGGCCGUGAUGGAAGCUCGGGAGAUGGUGAAGACUCCUGAAGCGCUCAAGGCUGUCAUUGGUGUGCUCUUGAUUGCAGCGGCACAGAUCUUCACGGCCUCACAGUUCGUGCUGGAGGAGUGGAUUCUCGAGAACUACGCCAUGGAUCCUCUUCAGGUCGUUGGAUGGGAAGGCAUAUUCGGUUUCUCCGUUACUGUCAUUGCUUCCAUCAUUUUGUACCUGACCGUAGGACAGACGGAAGCCGGUCGCUACGGCUAUUUUGACGCCAAAGAAGGAUGGCGUCAAGUCUUCUCUAACAAGUACAUUGCCAUGGCCAGCAUUCUUAUUAUGAUUAGCAUUGGAGGCUUCAACUUCUUUGGGCUUUCAGUCACCCGAACCGUAUCUGCCACCUCCCGCAGUACGAUCGACACCUGCCGGACACUCUUCAUCUGGCUUGUUUCGCUCGCCCUCGGCUGGGAAACAUUCAAGUGGCUGCAAGUAGUGGGCUUUGCGCUUCUCGUCUACGGAACCUUUCUGUUUAACGAUAUCAUCCAUCCCCCUCUCAAAGCAUGCCUUCCCCGUGACAGGCAGGAGAGGCAGAUUCUGCUGCCCGAGGAGCCCAUUGAACACAUUUAAGUCAGGAAUGGGCGAACGUCGCUGACUGCAUCACUAUUUCCUUGGUUUCUUCGUUUAGGACAAUUUUGGCUCGGCCUUGGCGUUGAAGGUGGUGUUCACUCUGGUUGCUUGCAUUCUUGGGUUCAGUUGUGCCGCGCGUUCAGUUUGGUUAAUAGAGGCAGUCGUCGACAUCGACGCUUUCAAGGUUGUCAUACGAAACCGAUUAUUUUCAUGUCACAGCAUGAGGUUUGGAAACCAUAUCACGCCCGUUCUAUCCAGCUAGGUUCUGGUUACAACCGGAAUAAGAGACGGAUAUGAUUUUCAUUGUCAAUUGCGAAGUCUGGACUACGAAAUACAAUCUAUCAAUUGGAUACACAUGGCACUUUCAAAACGAGGGUAUAUAACCAAAUCUACUACACUAUAGUACAAGUAUAACCAAGACACGCU
Molecule: messenger RNA, 2013 nt
Organism: Aspergillus novofumigatus IBT 16806
Lineage: Eukaryota; Fungi; Ascomycota; Eurotiomycetes; Eurotiales; Aspergillaceae
Product: putative nucleotide-sugar transporter
Exons: 4
Coding region: 280-1587 (435 amino acids)
Biological process (GO): pyrimidine nucleotide-sugar transmembrane transport
Cellular component (GO): Golgi membrane; intracellular membrane-bounded organelle
Molecular function (GO): pyrimidine nucleotide-sugar transmembrane transporter activity
Source: RefSeq, a predicted model, not a curated record